Penicillium antarcticum is the source of this 1356-nucleotide messenger RNA. RefSeq names its product ornithine-oxo-acid transaminase (gene car2). Lineage: Eukaryota; Fungi; Ascomycota; Eurotiomycetes; Eurotiales; Aspergillaceae. The record is from RefSeq and is a predicted model, not a curated record. The coding region runs from base 1 to 1356 and encodes 451 amino acids. The transcript has 3 exons. Gene Ontology annotation, molecular function: identical protein binding; L-ornithine transaminase activity; pyridoxal phosphate binding. Gene Ontology annotation, cellular component: cytoplasm.
AUGGCUACCAACGGCUCUUUCUCCCACUACCAUGCGGCUUCCUCUGCUGAGGCUAUUGAGUCCGAGAAGCAAUAUGCUGCUCACAACUACCACCCUCUCCCUAUUGUCUUUGCCCGGGCCCAGGGCACUUCGGUCUGGGACCCCGAAGGUCGUCACUAUCUAGACUUCCUCUCCGCCUACUCCGCAGUGAACCAGGGCCACUGCCACCCCAAACUGAUUGCGGCGCUCGUGGAUCAAGCUUCGCGUGUCACUUUGAGCUCCCGUGCCUUUUACAAUGACGUCUUCCCUCGCUUUGCCCAGUUUGUUACAAGCUACUUUGGCUUCGAUAUGGUCCUGCCCAUGAACACUGGUGCCGAGGCUGUCGAGACCGGUAUCAAGAUCGCCCGCAAAUGGGGAUACAAGGUCAAGGGCAUUCCGGAGAACAAGGCUAUUGUGUUGAGUGCAGAGAACAACUUCCACGGUCGUACGUUUGCCGCCAUCUCGCUCUCCUCUGACCCCGAAUCGCGCGAAAACUACGGCCCUUACCUGCCCGGUAUCGGCUGCACGAUUCCCGGAACAGAGAAACCCAUCGCAUACAAUGACAAGGCUGCCCUCCGCGAAGCCUUCGAAGCCGCCGGCCCCAACCUGGCCGCUUUCCUUGUCGAGCCCAUCCAGGGUGAGGCAGGCAUUGUCGUCCCAGACCCUGACUACCUGCAGGAAGCCCGCGCUCUCUGCGAUAAGCACAAUGUGCUGUUGAUCUGUGAUGAGAUCCAGACUGGUAUUGCCCGCACGGGUAAGCUCCUCUGCCACGAGUGGAGUGGAAUUAAGCCAGAUCUUGUCCUCCUAGGCAAGGCUAUCUCAGGUGGUAUGUACCCUGUCUCUUGCGUGCUGGGCAGCAAGGACGUCAUGCUCACGAUCGAGCCCGGGACCCACGGGUCCACCUACGGCGGAAACCCACUUGGUUGCGCUGUCGCCAUUCGCGCACUUGAGAUCGUACGUGAGGAGCGUAUGGUCGAGCGCGCGGAGGAGCUCGGUCACUUGUUCCGGGCUGGACUUGAGGGUCUCCAGAGCCCGCUUAUUCAGACGGUGCGCGGAAAGGGUCUGCUCAAUGCUAUCGUCAUUGAUGAGUCCAAGACCAAUGGACACUCUGCUUGGGAUCUGUGCAUGUUGAUGAAGGAGAAGGGAUUGCUGGCCAAGCCCACUCACCAGAACAUCAUCCGCCUUGCGCCGCCACUGGUCAUUACCGAAGAGGAAAUCCAGAAGGCUCUUGACAUCAUCAAGGAGGCUGUUGCCGAACUCCCCAACCUCAAGGGUGCAUCCGAGGACCAUGUCAUUCCUCCCCCUGAGAAGAAGGUCAAGAUUGGUGUCGAGAACUAG